Physcomitrium patens is the source of this 1303-nucleotide messenger RNA. NCBI's taxonomy places the organism in Eukaryota, Viridiplantae, Streptophyta, Bryopsida, Funariales, Funariaceae. The record is from RefSeq and is a predicted model, not a curated record.
GGGGGUAGACGCAGCCAGACGCGGAGGGCCACGUAUAGAACAUUCCACCCUGCCUCCGACGUAGAAUAGCCCUCGCAGCAUGGAGUGUUGCAACAGCACCGACGCAACCAGCCCCCUUUCCUCCACGCAACACGCCGUGUUUGCCUCUGCCCUUGCUGCAGCGCGCGCGAUUUCUUCCCCCUCUACGCAGGUGCGCGAACGGUUAAAAGUUUCUGGACGAUUUGUUGGAUGCUUGUGCAAUAGUCAGUUCGGAAGGCCGCAAGAAAGUUGCUGUUCCGUGCUCGAUGCAGGGGUAGAGAUUCAUGCUCCACUUUUUCUGGACGUUGUGACUGCUCCUGCAUUGGCACAAAUCAAGCUGGAGAGUAACGUCAACAAAAUGACGGGAGGACCACACAGAAUGCUGGCUUUUCUGGGACUCUUGUCGUCGCUCUCGUUUUUGUUGAUUAGUCCUGUGGACGCGCAAAAUAGUAUGUGUUCGCAAUGUCAUCCUCAUGCUCGCUGCUAUUGCUCCACUUUUAGUGGACGUUGUGACUGCUCCUGCGUUGGCUACUACACAGGCGAUGGGAUUACCUGCAGGUAUUCAACGUGGCGUGUGGUCUUGUACGUAUUAAGCUCAGUAAUUGCAUUUCUCUUGAUUUUCUUCUUGUGUUGGACAUGCCUUAAGUAUCUGAGACGGAGAAGAGACGCGCCUGUCGAUUAUCCUAUGCAACCUAUGGGAUAUCCACCUUAUGGUUACCCUCAACCUACUCAACCGCAAUCAACUGCAAACCCAGCUAUGUAUUCAUAUCCUCCACAAAAUGGGUAUCCUGUGAAUGGGUAUCCUGCACAAAUGGAUAAUCAGCAGCACCCGCCGCCGCCCAGUUCAAAGGUUCCUGGGCCAUCAGGAACUGUGUGAGAUCACUUUUCAGCAGCUCUAGGUGGUUGAUGCAAGGUUGCAUCCCAUUGGAUGUUUUUAGUGCCCCUGAAUCUCCGAAGGCUUUCAGGUUGUAAAAUAAAUCGGCUCUCUCAAUGGCCGGUAUAUUUCCUUGUGUGUGUUUUUUUUUUUAUUAUUUUUAUUUUUUAUAAUGUUCUUAUUCUUCUUCUUCUGUAAGGUGCAGAUGGAAUAGAUGUAUUAGCGGCAAUGAUUUUUCACACUACAGGUUGUUCAAAUUGUAUAGAUAGUCUUUUACUUGAUGCUUGGGUAGAGCAAUCCUUCACGCUUUUUCGUCGAUUUUUCUGAAUUGCAACGCCCAAUUCUGUGGGUGUUACCUUUCUUGAACACACCAAUUACUAAAUCCUCGUAAUAUCUUCCAUCUUUGAUCAA